AUGGUAGCCCAAGACAUCCAGGCUGAAGCAGGACCUACGCCAAAUGCUUCUCUUUCUACUCGAAGAGGCGUCUCUGCAGAUCGGCACAAGGAGCAAGAAAACAGCCCUGAAUAUUAUGUCAAGAAAUUAUCUGAAAUAGGUUCAAAGGGAUACAGCAGUAAGGUGAUCUCUCAUUUGGCCGUUGGAUUACGCACCAUGCCAUUAAGUUGGGUACGACAAUUCAUCGAAAUGAGCGGCCUCUUGAUUAUUACCGACACAUUAUCAGCCCUUAACCGAUUGAAGCACAAGCGUGAAAUUGAGGUCCAGACAGAGGGUGAAAUCCUUAAAUGCUUUAAAGCCCUACUCAAUAAUAGGAUUGGUGCAAAAGAAGCAAUCAAGAAUCCGCAAUGUAUCCAAGAAAUCGUCUAUUGUAUUGUCUCACCUGCUGUCAAUACUCGUCGACUGGUCUGUGAAGUAUUGGUUUUCUUGUGUUACUUUUCUGUCCCAGUCGGCCAAGAACUUGUAUUGAGAGCAAUGGACAAUCUUAGAGAUGCACGCAAAGGAUACGGUCGAUUCGAUGCUUGGCUUAAAGACCUCUUGUACACCUUGGGAGGAAGAGGCCGUAUGGGAAGUAUGGUCGGGGCCAGCGAAGAUUUCAAAAGGCUAGCUACCCACGGUGCUCCAGACAACCAACUCAGUGAAUUUGCUUUGUACAAUAUGAUCCUCGUUAACGCCAUUGUUAAUGUUGUCGAAGACCCAGAAAUUAGAAUACACCUUAGAAACCAAAUGAACGUAUCUGGAUUGGAGAGAAUUAUGGAUAGAAUGUUAGAUCUUUGCUGCGAUCAGGUCGAUAGACAGGUCCAGGAAUUCAGAACAUUGGCAGAAAACGAUCAUGACGAAAUUAUGGAACUGUACCACGAACGAGUAUUACGCGACCUCAACGACCCACGCGACGUAUUCGAAUGUGUAUUAGCAAGCGUGGAAGGCACUCGUGGCUACGACUUCUUUUUAAGUUCCCUUCAGCAUCUACUUCUUAUCCAUGAAGAAGGGAAUCUCAAGGCACGCUACUUCCAAAUCAUCGAUAAUCUCAUUACCCAAGUCGUAUUAGAUCACAAAGGCCUCGUCGAUGAUUUCUCGUCUUCCUAUGGCACCUCUGUGCGUCAUCUUGUCGACAAGUUUGCUGAUCAGGAUCAACUUCAGGCCACAAUAGAAGAAAUCCGGCAAUUGCAGACAAUGUACGACGAGCUUCAGGUAGAGCACAAUGCAGCUCAACAGCAAUUAAUAGAACGUGGUGAUGGACUAGCAAUUACUCAGCUAAAAGAGAAAACGACCUCCCUCGAAGAUCUACUACGUAUGUCACGCCACACAAUAUCAACUUUACAAGGAAAAUUACGAGACCUUCAACGAGACUACGAAAAAAAUCUUGAGGCGAUGGAAAAGCAACUUGAUACAUUCUACAAGGCU
This is a messenger RNA of Phycomyces blakesleeanus NRRL 1555(-), 1443 nucleotides long. RefSeq lists its product as hypothetical. NCBI's taxonomy places the organism in Eukaryota, Fungi, Mucoromycota, Mucoromycetes, Mucorales, Phycomycetaceae. Gene Ontology annotation, cellular component: mating projection tip; cell division site. The annotation marks the transcript as partial. The transcript has 5 exons. Gene Ontology annotation, molecular function: actin binding; small GTPase binding. Gene Ontology annotation, biological process: barbed-end actin filament capping; mitotic actomyosin contractile ring assembly; actin filament bundle assembly. The record is from RefSeq and is a predicted model, not a curated record.